AUGUUGAAUCUAACCAAGAAAUCGGUAAAUGUUUCAAAUGUUAAAAUCGGUGAAUUGUUAAAAACAAACGAACAAACUGAUUCAAAGUUUUAUGCAAAGAAAACAAUUUCUAAGAAUCGGGUUUGGGCGGUGAAGAAGAGUGAAUCCACUGAAGUAAUUCAAAAGGUCAAUUCAUCUGAAAAAGUUGAAAAGAUUGAAUCGAAAAAUGAGUAUGGACUACUGAGAUCCAUUAUAUUGAAGUGGAUGAUGGAUAGUGGGGCCUCUAGGCACAUGACGGGGAUGUUAGCUCUACUCUAUGAUGUCAAACCAAUUAGAGGGGGCUACGUUGGGUUCGCAGGCAAUCAAGGUAGACGUAUAGUUGGCGAAGGUGUUUUAUCUGACAGGAUGGUUUCAUUCGACAAGGUCAAUUUUAUCGCCGAACUGGAGAACAACUUUUCAAGUAUUUCUUAA
Messenger RNA from Helianthus annuus (common sunflower), 450 nucleotides. RefSeq lists its product as uncharacterized. The record is from RefSeq and is a predicted model, not a curated record. The transcript is spliced from 2 exons. NCBI's taxonomy places the organism in Eukaryota, Viridiplantae, Streptophyta, Magnoliopsida, Asterales, Asteraceae. Bases 1 to 450 code for a protein of 149 amino acids.